UUUCUUUUCCUUCAUACUUUUGAAAGAAAAGCAGUUUGAAAAUCCCACUACCACCGCCACCUUGAUCUAAGAGCCGUUGCUUUAUCUAUUAUCCUCUUUUUACUGAACCAUGUCCAACGUUUGAUCAUAUUACCGUUACAAUUUUCAUCUCCAUUCUUAAGUAGUUUUCCACUUGUGGGUUCUUUUUGUCUUCUCCCAUUGAUCAGAUCAAGAUGGAUAUUCAAUUGAUCUGAACUUCUGAAGUCAAAUUAGCCAUGAGUUUCGCUGCUAAGGUUAUGCGCGGCGUUCGUCAGGAUCAAUCAGGAUCAUUCGUAGAUGGGAUUCACAAAACGAAGUUCAAAGAAAAGGAUAUUAAACCGUCCAGCAAGUUCCAUGAAGAAGAAAUCUUUCAUCAGCAAAUAACAACCGAAGCAUUUAUGGCCAAAUUGUUUGCUAGCAUUUCAUCUAUAAAAGCAUCAUAUGCUCAAUUGCAGUUCUGUCAAACUCCUUACGAUGUAGAUGGGAUUCAAGCAGCAGAUCAGAUGGUCGUAUCAGAAUUUAAGUAUUUAUCUGAAUUGAAACAAUGUCAUUCAAAGAAUCACCAUCUCGACGAUUCCACCUCUCCUGAAACCGCAUUGCUGUUAGCUGACAUUAAGGAACAGAAGUCUGUAUUAAGAACAUACGGGAUAACACGACAGAAGCUGAUUUCUCAACUCAGGCUUAAGGAUUCGGAAAUAACAUUUCUUGAAGAGAAACUAGACGAAGCCAACAAAGAGAACAAGAUGCUGGAGAAGAGAUUGAACUCUAACGGUUCAAUUUCUUCAAUUCCCAGCACACUCCAGCUUUCUACAUUGAAUGUGAAUCAUUUCAGAAAGGUUCUUGAUCAGACAGUAAAGCAUAUUAGGAGAUUUGUCAGGUUAAUGAUCGGUGAAAUGGAGAUAAUUGGGUGGGAUUUAGAUGCGGUCGCGACUGCAGUCCAACCCGGUAUUACUUUCCGACAAUCUACUCAGAAAUGUUUUGCAUUGGAAUCGUUUGUCUGUCGUGAGAUGUUUAACCAAUUCAACUAUCCAGGUUUCGCGGUUCAUUUAGCGAAAACCACCACUGGCAGCAGACAUAGGAAACAACAUAAACUUUUCUUUGACAGGUUUAAUGAAUUGAAGUCUUUCAAGACAAAGAACUAUCUAUCUCAAAGGCCGAAAUCUACAUUUGCUAAAUUCUGUUGUUCAAAGUAUUUACAACUGAUUCACCCGGAAAUGGAGUCAUCUCUUUUCGGUAACUUGAACCAGAGAAAGCUAGUAAUUGGAGGCGAACAUCAUCCAGAAACUGCCUUCUUCGCGGCAUUUAGCGAAAUGGCGAAGAGGGUUUGGCUGUUGCAUUGCCUGGCCUUCUCUUUUGAGCCUGAAUUUGCCCCAUCUAUAUUUCAAGUGGCUAAAGGGUGUCGGUUUUCUGACGUUUAUAUGCAAUGCGUGAACGAAGAAGAACAGGCUUUUCUUUCGUCCAUCUCAUCGGAAUCGAACCGGCCAGCACCAAAGGUUGGCUUCACGGUUGUUCCUGGUUUCAAUGUUGGUAAGACUAUUAUACAGUGUCAAGUGUAUCUGUGUUCAUGAUUUUGAUUCAGACACUUUUAGAAGAAGCCAUUGUAUUGUAGUUUUCAGUUAACUUCUGCAAUUUUUGUAAAAAGAAAUUGGAAUUAUCCAUGUGAUAUGAUAUUGGAGUUCAAUAUGAAGAUAUAAAAUUAUAAGGUAAAUUAUAUAUAAUAGGGUACUUCUUAGCUUA
Impatiens glandulifera is the source of this 1755-nucleotide messenger RNA. Its product is annotated as protein GRAVITROPIC IN THE LIGHT 1-like. The transcript has a single exon. The record is from RefSeq and is a predicted model, not a curated record. Bases 255 to 1586 code for a protein of 443 amino acids. Gene Ontology annotation, biological process: response to red or far red light; negative gravitropism. NCBI's taxonomy places the organism in Eukaryota, Viridiplantae, Streptophyta, Magnoliopsida, Ericales, Balsaminaceae.